Messenger RNA from Mobula hypostoma (lesser devil ray), 11951 nucleotides. It is a transcript of the gene e2f2, whose product is annotated as E2F transcription factor 2. The coding region runs from base 172 to 1638 and encodes 488 amino acids. The transcript has 7 exons. Gene Ontology annotation, biological process: regulation of transcription by RNA polymerase II. The record is from RefSeq and is a predicted model, not a curated record. Gene Ontology annotation, molecular function: RNA polymerase II cis-regulatory region sequence-specific DNA binding; protein dimerization activity; DNA-binding transcription factor activity, RNA polymerase II-specific. Gene Ontology annotation, cellular component: RNA polymerase II transcription regulator complex. NCBI's taxonomy places the organism in Eukaryota, Metazoa, Chordata, Chondrichthyes, Myliobatiformes, Myliobatidae.
CUGAGUCUGUGAAUCAGGCUGUAUUCAGGAGCUGCUAUAGUUUCUGCAGCCAUUUUUCCCCUCUGAUGCAGAGGGGAUCUCUUCACAAUCCAUUGCAUCCUGCAGCAACUAACGCAACACCAGGUGCGGGAUAUCCGGCAGUUUAAUCCCGGGAUUCUGCUGAUCAUUUAUAUGUUUUUAUUUGUUGUCUUUGCAUUUUAUUUCGCAGACAAAUCCCCGUUUGAAAUCAAUAGUUUUUUUGCCCCUUUCCUCUCCCUCUCUCUCGCUGCAAACAAAAGGGGGGAGUGGGGGGGCAAGAUUGCUGCCUUGCAAAACAUGCCAAAGGGAGUUUCCCCAGCCCCAGGCAGGGGUAUCAUUGGGGUGGUCUCUAGCUCCCAGAAAAAAGUUUUUAAUAUGGAAAAUGGAGGCACGGAAUUAUGCAGUCCCCAAAUCCCCAAUAUUCCCACCAGCUAUUUAACCCAGAAUGCAGGAGCAUUAUACUCUGAUCAGAGUGGGGAUUGUUUGUACACGACCCCUCACGGACCUGAACUUAGAACAAUAAGGAGUAUCACAGGACGGCUGCCGGCAAAACGGAAGUUGGACCUUGAGGGCAGUGGGCAUCAGUAUUUACCGGAAUUUCGAACUCCCAAAGGAAAGGGCAAAAUGCCGGCCAGGGUUCCCAGUCCAAAAACCCCCAAGUCUCCCGGAGAGAAGACGAGGUACGACACUUCGCUUGGGCUCUUGACCAAGAAGUUUGUCCACCUGCUCAGCGAGUCUCCCGAUGGCGUCCUGGACCUAAAUCGAGCGGCAGAAGUCCUCGAGGUUCAAAAGAGGCGGAUUUAUGACAUCACCAAUGUUCUGGAAGGAAUUCAGCUUAUCAGGAAGAAGUCCAAAAACAACAUCCAGUGGAUGGGCCGCAGUCUGUUUGAGGACACGUCGGUUGUGGAGAAGCAGCAGUGCCUCCGGCAGGACCUGUCUGACCUUGUGUGGAAGGAGAGGUCCCUCGAUGACUUGAUCCAGAGCUGCAGCACACAGCUGAAGAUGCUAACGGAUGACGAAGAGAAUCAGCGUCUGGCGUACGUGACGUACCACGACAUUCGCUCCAUCGGCAGUUUCCAGGACCAGACGGUGAUUGCGGUGAAGGCACCGCCAGAGACGAGACUGGAGGUGCCCAAUGUCCGAGAGGAGAACCUUCAGAUUUACCUCAAGAGCACCAAUGGGCCGAUCGAGGUGUACCUCUGCCCAGAAGAGAUGGCAGAGGAAAACAGUCCCGUGAAGCACUCCACCCCCAAGAAGGAGGAGAGCAGGAACGUGGCUUCCUUGCCGGGGACCAAUCCUGGCCCUGCAGCCUCAUCCCAGCAUGAGCCCGACUGUCCGAAAAUCACCUGCAAACGUGAAGUUAAGGAAGAAGUUGCAGAUGACCUGAAGCCGGUGCUGCCGAUCUCCCUGCUGGACGGUGAAGACGGUGUCCUGGGGCUCCCUCACCACCUCCUCCAACAGACAGAGGAUCAGCUUCCCUCCACCUCCUACGGCGACGCUCCUUUUGUCAGCUUCUCGCCACCCCUGGACCAUGGCGACUACCUGUGGAGCCUGGAGGACAGCGAAGGUGUUAGUGACCUCUUCGACUCCUACGACCUUGAUGACUUGCUGCCCAACUAGCACAGCCCACGUCCCCACCUUCUCCGGAGUGGACACCAGCCCCGCGUCCUAAAGGGUGUUUCCUCUUGUAGGGGAUGUUAAACAGGAUCAGAGUGACUGCAGAGGAAGGUGCUUUCCCUGAUGGUUGACUCUUAGUUACUUAAAGGAACAACCUGUAGGCUGUCUCUUGGGAAAUGGCAUUGAUAACUCGACAUUUUGAUCAGGCGCUGGAGUCCGUGGGGUUUUGUUGUGGUGGGGACAUGCUGAGGGAGCUGGUAAACUGUAACCUGGGGUCUGUGUGAGUGUAACCCUGUUAUACCUUCAGAUCUGGAGCUGUUUAGUAGAGGCUGUCUCACCAUCUCAUCUUCAGAAUCAGGUUUUAGUAUCACUGGCAUUGUGAAAUUUGUUGUUUUGCAGCAGUGGUACAACACAAUACGUAAUAAAAAAAAGUUAUAAAUUACAUUAAGAACAAUAUAAAAAAAAUUAAAUAAGUAGUACCAAAAAAAGGGAAAAAAAUACUGAAGUAGUGUUCAGGGUUUCACUGGAGUGAUCGAAGGGUAGCCAAACACGUGAAGCCUCGAUAUCCUGGGAGACUAGGCCAGGAGGCAGGCUGGGUUGGAUUGCUCUUCUACUAACAUUGAACCCCAUCCACACCUGAAGCUACGAUCUUGAUCAGAUUAUCUUGCAGGGCUUUGUGACCGAUUGCUUCCAACAUACGUGCUGUCCUGUCAUUGAGAGGGUCAAUGUCCCAUUCAAUCUGCUGUCCUGUCAUUGAGAGGGUCAAUGUCCCAUUCAGUCUUUUGCUCCCUAGAAUUGCGGAGUGGUUAGGUGAAAUGUGCCUGCAACCUGCAAGGUUUUUCUUCAAGUGUAGUCAAGAGUUUUUGCCGCAUGGGUGGCGGGCCUUGUGAUCGUCUCCUCUGCAGUUCAACCUGAAUUUUCAUUUUGGAGUGGCAUAAUUCGUAGACCAGCUCUAACUGUUGAAUUAAUCAGUUGAUGCCUGACAAACUAUGGUAGAUCAGGGGUUCCCAGUCUGGGAUCCACGGACUCCUUGCUCAAUGGUAUUGGUCCAUGGCAGAAAAAAGGUUGGGAACCCCUGUACUAGAGCAACACACGCACAAUGCUGGAGGAACUCAGCAAGUCGGGCAGCAUCUAUGGAGAGGAAUAAACAGUUGCCACUUUGGCCCGAGACCCUUCAUUGAGUUUUGAUGAAGGGUCUCUGCCCGAAAUGUCGACUGUGUUUUUCCCCUCCAUAGAUGCUGCCUGAUAUGCUGAGCCUCUCCAGCAUUUUGUGUGUGGUGCUCAGGAUUUCCAGAAUCUUUUGUGCUUAUAUUGAACCAUGGCAACAUUUUGUAAAUUGGGAGAUUACUGGUUCAGUGAUCUAAUCCUCAACUGGAGUUAUCCAUAUUUCACAAUGGAGACUGUUAAACAGUCUUUGCAUACUAUUUAAUUUCAUUUCAUGAGCUCUGGUUGAAUUCAGUUGAAGAUUCUUUUUGAACGAGGUAUUCAGUAACAGCUGGUGUACCAUAAUUGGGUUGGAAUUGUAGACCACUCCCCUCAUUUUUGAUGCCUUUUUGCCUAAUUGCUGUCGGGUGACUGUUUGAGUGUAGUGUUAAUGGGAUGGCUUCAUUGGCAUGUCCAGGAGGAAGGUACCGUUGAGGAGAGUGACUUAGUGAUGGUGAGACUUCCUCUACUUUGCACAGUGUGUUUGUCAGAUCCUUCUUCUGUAACGUGUUUACUGAACUGAAUUGGAUUCAAAUGGUGCUUUUUUUUUGUAAAAGAAAAUUAUUUUAAAUAUGGGUUUUAAAACUAAGCUAAUGUUUAACAAAUGUAAUCUAGUGAAAUCGGUGUUUCUCAGGGAAGGGGUUUGGGUGGAUGCUGGUCGCUUCCUGUGGAGUAAGGGAGCACCUUCCAAGAUUCCUCCUCUGUGGUACGUGCUGACUGGGUGGUGUGGUGUCACGUGUACGUUGACGCUGGAAUUUUUGAAUUGGUCUUCAAUAUGCAUAUAAUGCAAUGAGAUGCAUUUAGCACAUAAAACAGAGGAAGAUUCCCACAUGUUCUAUCGACAAUUUAAUUGUCCAGAACGUCACACUGGGAGUAUCCAAACUGUUGGCAAUGAUUUUGUAUUCUUUAGCAUUUUCUUUUUAAUUUGCUCUUUUAAAAAAAAGAUGUUGUUCAUCUAUUGUAAACGUGUUUGUUGUUAAAACUGUGGACUUCAAAUUGUGCCCCUAUCUGGGUACUGUAUUGGCUCUUCAUUUCUCAUAUCAACCCAGGCUACUGGGUGGAUCCCAGAAAAGGAUCGUUCCUACUGUUGUAUCUUAGAAUUUUGCAGUCCAAGCACUCGUGAUUUUAGUAUGUAAUGAAUUUGGAACAAAUUGUUAGUUGUAUUGUUCCUGUGGCAAGAGUAUUGAUGCCCUUUGCUCUAUUUGCCUCAUGCUUGUGUGUGUGCCUGAGGGAAGAGGUAAGGGUGUGUGUGUGUGUGUGUGUGUGUGGUAGCAACAGGGGAAGAGGAAUUCCUCAGACACACUAUUCAACUAAAUCAAAGUUUGAAAGAUCUUAUUUUGAACAGCACCUGGCAAAUUGCCAAAAAUAAUAGGUUAGACUGUGUGUAUAUGUGUGUAUAUAUAUAUUUUCUUGAAACUAACAAAUUGUGUACAUAGAGGAAAUUUUAGUUGAGGCCUUUAUAUAAAUUUGUGUAUAGGAGUGAGUGUGAGUGUGUGUGUGUGUGUGUGAGUGUGUGUGUGAGUGUGUGUGAGUGUGUGUGUGUGUGUGUUUCUAACAGUAGUGUUUCAGCCAGGAUUGCUCACUAGGAGACCAGCAGAGUUCAGCGUAGGGAGAUAGGGAGGUGCUCGUACCGAAACGAUGUGGAGAAGUUGUUUAUUUUCUAAUACUUCUGUCUGGUUUCUGUCAAAUUGCCAGGGUCAUGGUAAGGAAGAGGAAGGAACUCUGAAGACCGUCUAUUGACCUUGGCUAUCUGUGGACAUGCCACCUCCAUGGGCUUCAAAAUGGCAUGAACAUGGGUUCUGAGCUCCUAACCUUGCCCCUUGCCAGCAGGUGCAGUGUGUAGAGCUGGCGAUGUGACAAGCUGCUGUGGUAGAUCAGCUUAUUAUCUAACUGCACCCUUCACCCUUGAGGCUUGAGGGAGAGCGGUUGGGUGAGGAGGGGGUGUUGAAUGGGCAACCCCAACAAUAAUUGUGACUCUCAGGAGGGGAGAUGGUGAUGGUGGGUGUCGAGUACCUCUGGACCAACCCAGACAUCCCAACGAUUUUCAGGUCUGGAUAUUCAUGUUGGCAGGUUUAAAGGAAAAAUAACUGGAUGUAGAUCUAAGCUGGACAACCUAUUCUAGGACAGUAUGAACUUGAUGUACUGAACAGCUGUGUACUUGGAUUUUGUGAUUCUAUAGGGAAUUACCAUAAUCUGACAAAUGUAGAUUGGGGUGACUUGUCUUCAGACAUGUUCCCUGUCUGAUUCGUUAGAUUUGCACAAGUCCAGUUCGGCCAGCGGGCACUUAGCUGUUUGAUUAUAGAGAGCUGUUGCAUUGGCACAUUGUAGGUAUGCAAUAUUUCUGCUCGCCACUAGAGGGAGCAGUGGCAUUUCCUUUGUUCAACAGGCUACGAAUCGAAAACUGACAGGUGUAGAGGGCAAAGGGAUUAGAUUCAGGCAUUGGUGGGUAGAUGCUUUCUGUAGUAGUGGAGCAUAUUGAUGCCUCUUGUGGAUAGAACUGUCUUUGUAACAUUGUUUAUCUAGUUUCCUGAUUAUUAGUUCCUCUUUUCUCUUUUCUAUGUGCUCUCCCUCCUCCUGUGCCAACCCUGGUACAUUUUUCUGGAGGAAUCGUUAUUCAAACUCAUUAAUUUAUCAUGUGGAAUGCGUUGUUUGUGUUAACAACCAACACAAGCUAAGGAUGUGCUGGGGUAACUCGCAAGUGUCGCCACGCAUUCUGGCACCAAUAUGGCACGCCUACAGUGCUUGACAGAAUAAAAACAGAACAGAGCAACAGCAGAACAGGCCCCUUUCCUCCCCCCACCCACACAUAUGGACAGUCUUCCAACUCCUGGACAGACCUCCAGGCUUCAGGCUUCAGGCUUCGGCAUCCGGAUCACCGAUCAAUCUUUAGGCUCUGAUCUCCAAACUACCUGAUGGUGGCACCGCGAACUCCUGGCCUGCCCAGGUCUGUCUGGCCCUUGUGCCUCCUCGUGCUUCCCGCUCAUACAACUCAUGGUCACCAGACUUCGAGUGUGGAGUAGGAGCCUGGACUGCGGAUGUCCUGGUCACCCAGCCAGUUUCAGGCCUUUGACUAUCACUCCAAUCACCUCAUCAUUGUCUCUGUAACAACACAGCCAUUGGCUGUUCUCUGGCUAAUCUUUGAGAUGCCUGCCUUCCCACAGCCAAUCAACAACCAAGUAAAUUCGCACUAUUUAAUUGUCCAGACUUGUCAAAAACAAAUUUAGACACCCACCAAUUCCUAAAAUCAAUUAGCCCAUGAUCUGGGAAACAUUAACAUCCACCAUUUUCUUUAUAAUACUCUGUGACUUCGCUGGCAGCCAUGUUAUAGGGGUUGAUCCCUAUCAACAAGCGGUCCCGGUGUUGCUGAUAAUCAGAAUCUUUAGGUGUGAGAGGAAGGUUGUUUUUUACAAGUGCUGUCCGGCUUUUUGAACCUGUUCAGGCCUCUGUCCUGAGCUUUUAGAUGGGAUUGAGAACAGAAUAGACUGGAAAUAUGCAGCAUGCCACCUGACAAAAAGUCACCAACCUAAAGAGUCGAUCGACAGUUGCAGCCACAGGCUGGGUCAUUCCACAUGUCCAGCAUCUGCAGUUUUAUUUGAGAGAGACCUUGGUUUGCCCUUCUGUCACGUUAAAACCCCGAUAGAUCAUUGCUACCCUUGGGCUCCACAGUAGAGUAGUGGUUAGCAUGAACCUACUAUUACACGUUGGGGCCUUCCAGAGUUAGGAGUUCAAUUCCGGUGCCCCCUGUGCAAUGCGUGGGUUUUCUCCGGGUGAUCCGGCUUCCUCCCACAGUCCAAAGACGUACCGGGCAGGUUAACUGGUCAUUGUAAAUUGUCCCAUGAUUAGAUUAGGGUUAAAUUGAGGUUGGUGGUGGUUGUUGAAGCUGUGUGGCAUGAAGGGUGCACGCUGUGCUCUAUCGCUAAAUUAAUUACCUUCCAGAUUCAAGUCACUCCAGCUGAUGAUGAGGUGGGUGCAGCAUUAACACUUAAUGAAUCAGGUGUUUGGCCUGUGACCGGUGAGGUCUCGCAAGGCACAGUAGCAAUGGCAGAGAAUUGACCCAGUCUGACCUGGGUGGGUCCAUUGCAAAGAUCUCUGCUAAUGAAAAAGAGCAUCUCGUAGAGAUCAUGGCAACCAGGCCUCAAGUCUCUCCCUCACCCAUCCCACACUGUCCAUGUAACUUCCCUUCUCCUGACAUCUUCAUAAAAUGAAACCCAACACAUCUCCUCAUCCCUCUUUCCUAAGCAUCAACUCUCGACCCUGAGAAUUUCCUGGCAGUUCACCUUUUUGGGUUGAGCUCCAUGGAAUUUUCUCAGUUUUGCCUGUAGUUACCCUGGCCUUAUGUUUUAUCAUUAAAAAGCUUCCUUGUCUUAAUAGCACUGACCAAAUAGAGUAUUUUAAAUUUGACAUGGGAUAGUGAAUGAGUGUAUGCUUCUGUGUCUUGUUUCAUUCAGUGAUGACAGAUAUUGAUAGGAGUCCAUAACUCCAAAUGAAUUUACCCACUGACGUCUGAGUGAAUAUUGUGUGUGCAUGUGUUUGACGUCUCUUAGUUCCCUCCUAUAUGAUUCAUUCUUGGAUAUAAUCCAAACAUAACCAUAAAUUUGAUCUGUUUAGAUCACUUUCCGUCUAUUGUUCUCUGUUUGAACAGUUGACUAGGCCAAACUUGUCUGUUAAAAUUAUGUUCAUGUUAUUUUUUGUUUGUGAAAUGUUAAAUAACUUAAAUAGUUGUCAGGUUGACCAAAAGAAACCCAACUUGUGUGUGAUGUGUAAUAUUUGUGCACCAGUUUUCAAGAAUAGUGGGAGUUUGUGUCACCAUCUGAGGUUAAUUCCAGUUUUUCUAGACGUACAGUAACUUUCAGUAAGUCCAUUAAGGGUGCAGCUGGUUGGACAAUGAGUAAACCUUGUGUCAACCUCCUCCAACUCAGUUUCAGUCUAUGGUGUGGCACAACUUAGAGUAAGAUUUUGGCCAGGCCUUUUGGGCCAUCUUGCUCAAUACUAGUUCUCUAAAAGAAUAAUGCACUUGCAUGGAGUUAAAUAUUUUCCAGGAAUAUAUUGGUUUUAUCUUUAUUUCUUUAAAGGGUACUUUUCUGUCAGUGUUGGGUUAAGCACAUUCCAUGUCUUAAUCUCAGAUUUUAAAUUUACUUGUUAAGUAUAAUCGGUUUGUUGCAAAGAACAUGUGCAAAAGAAGUACAGAAUACAAAUAUGGUCAUAGUUUGAAACAAAAUUCUGUUUGCUUCCAUUCCAAAGAUGUUACCUCAGAAUUAUGCAGGUUCCUACACAUGGGUCAAUUCCCUUGCACUUUUGUUCAAUGGUUCUAACUCUGGUCUCGCCAAUAUUAUUCAGUGAUGGAGAGGACGGGGACUCCGUGUGGAGGCCAGAAUUGGAUCCAAGAGGGCAAAGGUGAAGGGUACUUGCCCCAUUGCCAAUAUUCUGUUGUUUGUAACCAUUCUCUGCAGACUUAUGCCUAGAAAUUAAAUUGUAUACUGUUGCUGUUUCAGUGUUUGUGAUUAAAAAUAGAUUUUGUUUUUGAAUCUCAGUGAUGACCAGUUGAUGGCUGUUUUGUAUAACUCUGGGGAAACUCAACUCAAUGUUUUCUGAACUUUGUGAUUUGCAUUGUGCUUGGGCAGGGUGAUCUCCUUCAGGGCGGCUUGGUGGUACGCUUCACAGUACCAGCGACCCAGGUUCAAUUCCCACCACUGCCUGCAAGGAGUUUCUACGUUCUCCCCGUGACCGCGUGGGUUUCCUCCGGGUGCUCUGGUUUCCUCCCAAAGAUGUACUGGUUAGUAGGUUAAUUGGUCAUUGUAAAUUGUCCCGUGAUUAUGCCAGGAUUAGAUCUGGGGUUGCAGGACACCAUGGCUCAAAGGGCCAGAAGAGCCUUUUCCGCGUAGUAUCUCAAAAAAAAAUAAAGAACCCGACAAAUAAUAGAUAAAAGGACAUUGCAAGACAGCGUGGGGAAAAUCCCGGCAUUCUGAGUGAAUGGCAGAAUGGAAUCAUAAUCGGGCUCACUUUGCCUCGUCCAGUCAGGAAGCCUCAGAGUUUCUAGGCUCUUAUCAGACCUGCAUAGUGGCACCCAAACAGCUGAUGAUUGAAACAUUAUUUAAUUGUUUUGCGGAAUGCCCAAUGAUAAUUGAAAAUUUCUAGGCAAUUCUACAUCAUAAAUUGGGUAGCCUCCAAAAUGUUGGCAUGAAUAUUGAUUUCUCCUUCUGGUAAACAAAUUAACCCCUCCUCCUUCCUCUAUUCCCUACUCUGACCCUUUACAUCUUCUCACCUGCCCAUUACUCCCCCCCGGGUCUCCUCCUUCCCUUUCUCCCAUGGUCCACUCUCCUCUCCCAUCAGAUUCUUUCUUCUCCAGCCCUUGACUUUUCCCACCCACCUGGCUUCACCUAUCACCUAUCACCUUCCAGCUAUCUGCUUUCCCCUCUACCCACUUUUUAUUCUGGCAUCUUCCCCCUUCCUUCUCAGCCCUGAAGAAGGGUCUCUGCCCAAAACGACGACUGUUUAUUCAUUUCCGUAGAUGCUGCCUGAGCUGCUGAGUUCCUCCAACAUUUUGUGUGUGUGUUGCUUUGGUUUUCCAGCAUCUGUGGAAUUUCUUGUGUUUACAUCGUAAAUCAGUUUGCUUGCACGCUUCAGUUUGAGUGGCCAAUUUUCUUUUUGUCCUGUUUUGCCAGUUUCCCUCACCUUCUACUCUGCCCGUUUCUCUUUCAUCUUCCCCUUUCUGAACAUUCAAAACUUUUGUUUACCGUUUUCUUAUGUUCUGAUCUUAAGUCCUGGAAAGGAGAGAUUUAACAAAGCUGUUUUCAAAGUCAGAGUACUUUGAGCUCAAUUGAAAUGUAAUUUUUUAAGCUGUCUCUGAAGGCCUAUCUAAAAAGAUGUAGUGAUGUAUUGUCUUUUGUUUGUAAGAACGUGUACAGGAAGCAGUGUUCGGUUAGAAAGCUUGAAACUGCUUCUCUAUUCAGCGUAAAGAUUUGGCCAAGGAUUGGGAACUGUCCAGAAGCUUAACAAAUAUUGCACAAUAUGAAAUUGUCCUCUCUCAGAAUCAGGUCUAUUAUCACUGGCAUACAAUCCGUGGCCACUCUAUUAUGGUACAGAGGAGGAACGCGAUGAGGUUUUCUGCUGUUGUAGCCCAUCCGUUUCAGGGUUUGAUGUGUUAUGCGUUCAGAGAUACUCUUCUGCACAUCUCUGUUAAAAUGCAUGUUUAUCUGAGUUGCUGUAGCCUUCUGUCAGUUUGACCCAGUCUGACCAUUCUCUUCUGACCUCUUUCUUUAACAAGGCACUUUUGCCCACAGAUCUGCUCACUGGAUUUUGUUUUUGUUUUUCACACCAUUCUCUGUAAAUUCUAGAGAUGGUUGUGUGUGAAAAUCCCAGGAGAUCAGCAGUUUCUGAGGUACUCAAACCACCCUCUCUGGCAUCAACAAUCAUUUCCCGGUCAACGUCACUUAGAUCACAUUUCUUCCCCAUUCUGAUGUUUGGUCUGAACAGCAACUGAACCUCUUGACCAUGUCUGCAUGCUUUGAGUUACUGCCACAUGAUUGGCUGAUUGGCUAUUUGCAUUAAUGAUAGGUGUACCCAAUAAAGUGGCCACUAUGUAUGAUACUUGUGAAUUUUGUUCUUUUGCAGCAGUAGUACAGUACGAUACAUAAAAUACACUAUAAGUUAUGGGAAAUGACUGAUCUAGGGUUCUUUAUUUUGUGAUUCUGGGGAUGAUUUUCUGUAAUUUCUAGCAUUUAUCAUCUCUGUAUUUGUGUUCUUCUGUACUGGACCUGCAGAAUGACUUUUGGUGAUCUGACCUGUACAAGACCUGCCCAAUACUUACUAUCUCUCUAUCAAAUUAAGGACCUUUCACCUUUUACAGAACCUUCAUCUAUCAGACAGGGUAGAAUCUGGCCUCUAACCUCCUGCUGGUCUCACUGGACUUUGAAUGUUCGCACUUAAUUCCCAAUCACACUUUAGUUAUUUAUGUGCACAGGGAGAACAAUUCAGUCCCCCUCACCACAUUGUCCUGAAAUGUUAGCUCAGAAUUGACAGUUUUUAUACAAAUAUUCAUCCAGUCGAAAUCGUGUGCAUUCCAUUGGUGCAUAUAUACAGUACAUUUUCGGGUGUUAUAACCAAUGAAAUGUGUAAUAUACAGUAAUAACUUAAAUUUAGUAAAUUAACUGUCCACCAGCCAGCGUGUGCCCUACAAUCCUGUAUUUGCAUCACUAUCUGGUCUUGCUAUUCCUGGUGACCCUGACUCUCGUGCUUGAACGGAGAAGCUGUGUAAAUAGGAGAUAGGUUCUCCAGGCCCGGUUCUGCUUGGGUGACUGUACAAUGUUUGCACGUUGUCUCUGUCAGCUCAUCAUCUUAACCCCUUGCCUUGUUGCAACCUCCACGCCGCCUCCCUACUAACCCCUCCAUACACACGUGAACAUACUCACUGAGGUCAAAUAACUUGGCGAAGUUCGAGGAUUGGGCUGAUGCGCAAGGAGCAACUCAGGUAUCCAGCUCAGGACUUUGCUGUGCCGGUUUUAAAAGUACUGGAACGGACUGGAAACUUAAGCUUUUCGCACCUUAGUAUAAAUGCCCUGUUCAACGAGAAGAGCCGGAUAUUGUUCUGAACACGUUAACUCCUGUAGUCUUCUUCUGAACACAUCGAACCCACACAAUAAAAACACUGGGGAAACAAGGAACAGGUUUGAGCAAGCGUUAAGUGUUUUGACUUACUUUCUGUAAAUGAGAAAAGAUCCUCUCCCUGUCUCAGGAGGUGCCUGUAAGUGUAAAAUUGUAUAUAGGGAAAUCUGUAUAUUUACUUAAGUGUGAGCUGUUGCUGUAGUUCCCACUAUUGUAUUUAAAUGUUAGUUUUUUUUAGCUGAAAGGGGUUUGCUAGGAUAUUGAAUGUGCAAAAGUUGUGUGAGUGUGUGUGUGUUUUUAAAUGCAGAAUAAAACAAGUGUGGCACUUGCAUUGGUACAAAAAAAAGAAAAUAAAUGACUUCAUUCUCUUGAGUCUUUGAGCUUUUAUUUAAGACAGCAGUUCCCAGCCGGGGUCCGUGGACCCUCAGUGAGUGGUAGGAGUCUGCGGUUGGACAGCAGUUCCCAGCCGGGGUCCGUGGACCCUCAGUGAGUGGUAGGAGUCUGCGGUUGGA